Molecule: messenger RNA, 357 nt
Organism: Pochonia chlamydosporia 170
Lineage: Eukaryota; Fungi; Ascomycota; Sordariomycetes; Hypocreales; Clavicipitaceae
Exons: 1
Coding region: 1-357 (118 amino acids)
Source: RefSeq, a predicted model, not a curated record
AUGGCAUGGAUGAGCAAGAGAUGCCUUGGGGUUGACGCAGGACCGCAAGACGAAAGGACAACAGACCCCACCCAAGACGGGAUGGCGGGCACCAAGGAUGCCGGGGUACAAAAAGUAGCAAAGGUCAACAACAAGGUACGGUGCAGUAGCGAGCGAGUGACUGGAGUCAAGUCUGGUCUGGUCCAACUGCUCCAUGUCCGUACUCCGUACCUAGGUACCGGACUGACUGUAGUAGACCAGACUGCAAGCAUGGGAGCAGAGUCUGGUGGUGCAUGUGUAAAGUCUGGUGUCUGGUGCGUGUGGGCUCAACUGGACUUGGGGGAACAUGGACUUGAGCGGGGACGAUCCGUGCCUUGA